AUGGUCUCCAUGGCGCAUCUGCAGGAGGAGAAGCUGCGGCUGCAGGAGGAACUGCUGGGGCUGCAAGAGAAGCUCACUGCCCGUGAAAGUGAUGAGCUCUCCCUCUCACUCCAGCUGCAAGGCCAGGUGGAGACACUGAAGGGGAAGCUUCUGGAGCAGGCACAGGAGAUCAGCCGGCUGCACUCGGAGCUGGGUGGCACGGACACGGAGAAGCACCGGGACCUGCUGGCAGCAGAGAACGAGCAGCUGCGGCAGGAGAUGAAGGCCAUGGAAGGGGAGCUGCGGGAGCUGCGGCGGCUGCCGGCACCGUGCCAGGACUGUGCCCACCUCCAGGAGAACACUGAGCUGCAGGAGCAGCUGUCCCAGCUGCAGCGGGAGGCAGAGGACAUGCGGGCCAGGCUGGCCGAGCUGGAUGUGGAGGUGCAGCAGAAGACCAACCGCUUGGCUGAGGUGGAGCUGCGGCUCAAGGACUCCCUGGCUGAGAGGGCAGAGGAGGAGGAGCGACUCAGCCGGCGGCUGCGGGACAGCCAGGAGACCAUCGCCAGCCUCAAGUCCCAGCCCCAGCAGAUAAAGUAUAUCAUCAAAACGGUGGAGGUGGAGUCAGCCAAGACAAAGCAAGCCCUAUGCGAGAGCCAGUCCCGAAACCAGUACCUGCAGGAGCAGGUGGGGAUGCAGCGGCAGGUGCUGAAGGAGAUGGAGCAGCAGCUGCAGAGCUCCCAGAAGACGGUGGCUCAGCUCCGAGCUCAGAUCACCAUGUAUGAGACCGAGCUGGAGCGAGCCCAUGGACAGAUGCUGGAGGAGAUGCAGGCGAUGGAGGAGGAGAAGAACCGUGCCAUCGAAGAAGCGUUCUCCCGCGCCCAAGUGGAGAUGAAGGCAGUACACGAGAACCUGGCAGGUGUCCGGACCAACCUGCUGACGCUGCAGCCAGCGCUGCGCACCCUCACCCAUGACUACAACAGCCUGAAGCGGCAGGUCCGCAACUUCCCCCUACUCCUGCAGGAGACCCUGCGGAAUGCCAAGGCCGAGAUCGGCCAGGCCAUCGAGGAGGUGCACAGCACCAAUCGGGAGCUGCUGCGCAAGUACCGGCGAGAGCUGCAGCUCCGGAAGAAGUGUCACAACGACCUGGUGCGGCUGAAAGGAAACAUCCGUGUUUUUGGGCGAGUCCGCCCCAUCACGAAGGAGGAUGGUGAGGGCCCAGAGGCAACCAGUGUGGUGACCUUUGACGCUGACGAUGAUGCUGUCCUGCACCUCCUGCACAAGGGGAAGCAGGUCUCCUUCGAGCUGGAUAAGGUCUUUCCACCACAGGCAUCCCAGGAGGAGGUGUUUCAGGAGGUUCAAGCCCUGGUCACCUCCUGCAUCGAUGGCUACAACGUCUGCAUCUUUGCCUAUGGGCAAACUGGGGCAGGAAAAACCUACACCAUGGAGGGAACAGCAGCAAACCCAGGGAUCAACCAGCGGGCCCUGCAGCUCCUCUUCUCCGAGGUGCGAGGCAAGGCGGCCGACUGGGACUACAGCAUCAGCGUCAGCGCUGCCGAGAUUUACAACGAGUCGCUCAGGGACUUGCUGGGGAAAGAGCCGCAGGAGAAGCUGGAGAUCAAACUGUGCCCCGAUGGCAGCGGGCAGCUCUAUGUGCCCGGGCUGACCGAGUUCAGAGUGCAGAGUGUGGAGGACAUCAACAAGGUCUUCGAGUUUGGCCAUGUCAACCGUGCGACAGAGUGCACCAACCUGAACGAGCACAGCUCCCGCUCCCACGCCCUCCUCAUCAUCACCGUCCAUGGCCUGGACCGCAGCACAGGGCUCCGCACCACAGGGAAGCUGAACCUGGUGGACCUGGCGGGGUCGGAGCGGGUGGGGCGGUCGGGCGCGGAGGGCAGCCGGCUCCGUGAGGCCCAGCACAUCAACAAGUCCCUCUCAGCACUGGGAGAUGUCAUUUAUGCCCUGCGCUCCCGACAGGGCCAUGUGCCCUUCCGCAACUCCAAGCUCACCUACCUGCUGCAGGACUCGCUCAGUGGUGACAGCAAGACCCUUAUGAUGGUGCAGGUGUCCCCGGCCGAGAAGAACACCAGCGAGACUCUCUGCUCCCUGAAGUUUGCUGAGAGAGUUCGCUCCGUGGAGCUGGGCCCUGUCUCCCGCAAGGCUGAGCUGGUCUCCUGGCCCAGCCAGGAGCACCUCCCUGGGCAACCUCUCUGUUGGACUGCAGCCCCUCCUGGCCGGGCCCACACGUCCCCCAGCCCUGGGCAGCUCUCGAGCCGCUCUGCCUCCAUCCGCAGGAAGCUCCAGACCUCAGGUGAGUCCUAG
Messenger RNA from Chaetura pelagica (chimney swift), 2298 nucleotides. RefSeq names its product kinesin family member C3 (gene KIFC3). Gene Ontology annotation, molecular function: microtubule binding; microtubule motor activity; ATP binding. The record is from RefSeq and is a predicted model, not a curated record. The transcript has 17 exons. The coding region runs from base 1 to 2298 and encodes 765 amino acids. Gene Ontology annotation, biological process: microtubule-based movement. NCBI's taxonomy places the organism in Eukaryota, Metazoa, Chordata, Aves, Apodiformes, Apodidae.